Molecule: messenger RNA, 2694 nt
Organism: Effrenium voratum
Lineage: Eukaryota; Dinophyceae; Suessiales; Symbiodiniaceae
Source: the annotation of a GenBank genome assembly
AUGCAGUGGAUGGCAUGUGCCGAGCCAACAUGUCCCCAGAGCUGGCCAUGCCAAUCCUGCAAAAGGCGCAUGCUGCAAUGGCGAUCAUUUUCAUGGCAUGCAUCUUCUUUGAAGCUGCAGGCGCCGUUAAGCAGAAGCUGCCAUGAGAAAUGGAGUGCUGACACUGCUGAAUGUGCAGAAUGUGCUGAAUGUGCUGAAUGUGCUGAAGUUCACGACUCCAGGGCCUUUGGCUCAAGCCUGUCCACUUGUCUGGGGAUCUAUGUAGCUAUAUAUGUAGCUGCUGUAGCUAUAAUCAGGCCUUUCAUGGAGACCGACCCGACUCGACAUGACAAGAGGGUCAGUUUGAAGAGUAAGUCGAGCAAGGCGAGCAGAAAGAGCGUGCUUUCUCUGAAGCGUAAAGGAUCGCAGAUAACACUGCAGGUCAGGAGACGGGCGGAUCGGUCACAGCCACUGACGGCACAACGGCUCCCAGAGAUCAUUAAUGAGAUUGGCAUGGGCUGGUACCACCUAUUAACCUUCAUCAUGCUGGUUUUCACACCUCUUGCUGAAGGCGCCGGGAUGAUAGUCAUGACCAACAUCACCCACGCCUUGAAGCAUGAAUUUCAUUUGACUGAUUGGCAAGCUGGCAGCUUGGAUGCCUUCUCUUUCACGGGGCUGGCCUUGGGGCAUUAUGUGGCUGGCUUCGUUGCAGACCUGAAGGGAAGACGGCUACCCAUGGUUCUGGGGUACUUGGGCAUCAGCCUUUGCAGCCUCUUCAUGACGAUGGCGUCUGGGUACAAGUCGAUGGUCUUGCUAAGGGUUUUACACGGCUUUUCCUGCGGUCUGGGCGUGCCGCCUGCCAUGUCCAUGAUCGCGGAGAUCAUGCCCGCGGAUUGGCGGCCCUUCAUGUUCAUCACCUUCUGGAGCUUCACGGCCGUCGGGGAGACCUACGCCUGCUCCGGCCUGGUCGCCUUCAUGCCGAAUUUACAAGAAUCCUGCUGGAAACAGGCGGUGAUGUGGUCCGCCGCGCCUGCCUUCAUUAUGCUGCUUCUCUCCGUGGCAAGACUGCAAGAGAGUGCUCACUGGCUGGCAGUGAGGGGCCGACUUGUGGAGGCAAGGGUUGUCCUGGAGCAAAUGGCGAGGCUGAAUGGGAACCUGGAAACCCUGAAGAAGCUGGGGCCAGCCCCAAUGCACGACCUAUCCAUGCUCUACAACGUGGCGGGCAUCACUGCGCGGCAGACUAGUGGGCAGACGUCCGAUGAACAUGGGCACGCAUCUCCAGGAGAGAUUUUCAGGAUCCUGGUUCAACCUGAUCUUUUAAAGAUGGUUGCCUUGUUCUCUAUUUUGGCGAGUGUGGGCAAUAUCGCGACAUUUGGGAUGAGCAAUAUUUGGCCUGAGCUUCUCCGCGAGAGCAGCCAUUCGGCCCAUGCGGCCCAUGAUUCGGAUUCGGAGUCGGCCCAUGGUUUGGGCCCUGCAGAGAAGCUGACCUUGAUCGUGAGCGUGGGCGUGCCAGUUGGAGUCGUCGCCGCAUUGCUCUCACUCUCCAAAGCCGCCUCCCACCGGGCCUUCAUUGUUCUGUCUGGCCUUGCUGGCUGCAUUGGAGUGUCAGGUGUCAUUCUGUGCCAACACAUGCCGGCCCUGCUCCUCACCAGCAUGCUGGUCACGCACAUGUCUGGGACCUUGGGAUACUCCGUGGCAAUGAUCUUUUGCGAAGAGUCCUUUCCAACAGACAUCCGCGCAUCUGCAACCGGCAUUGUCAUUUUCUGGGGCACACUUUGGGCAGUGGCUUCGCCCUUGCUGCUCACUGCUGUGGGGCAAGGCGGAUUUCUGGUGAUUGCUGGCGCGGCUUUUGGCGUUGCAUCAUUGGCAGCUCUGCCUCUGCAAGAAACACGCGGCGGGGAACUCAAAGAUUUUGCGGAAGAGGCGGCAGUAGAGGCGGAAGAGGCGGAAGAAUACGACUCCGACAGCGACGACGAGAGCGACGCUGAAGUGGAGCAUGCCCAGCUUUCGUGGGCAUUUGCCAACGGCACCCUUGGUGCUGCUAUUGAGCUGUCUUUGCUUUCCGGGCUGCUGGGGGCAGUACCUGGUGUUUCCUUUACUUCCUUCUACUGCUCCAUGGGCUUCAUCAUCGAUCGAUGCAAAGACCGCAGCUUCUUCGCCAAGGAGAUGCUGGUCGGGAACUGCGUUGCCGUGGCUAUGCUGGUGAUCAUGCCGCGACUUGGUCCUUGGAUGGAUCGGAAGCUGCAGAUUCACAAGUCCAUGUUUGUCCGCCUGGUUGUGAGCGCCUUCAUGCUUGCAGUGGUGGACUUGAUGAUGGCAUUCCCAGAGGACGAGUUCAGCAUGCUGACGCUGGGCUGCAUCCAAGCCUUCCUGAAUGUGAUGAUGCUGAACACCAGCUUGUCACUGGCUUCCAAGCUCAGGAGCGGGCGAGGACGGAGCUGGGUGCAGCUGGGCUUUGUGAGCGGGGGGCUGGUGCCGGUGGUCCUGGUGCCCUUUACGAAUUUCGGGCCGCGGAGUGGCCUCGGCCAACGCCUCGCCUUCUACGCGGCCCCCGCUGCCUUCUGCGGCCUUGCAGGGCUUCUCUUCUGGGCCUACCACCGCCAAGUGGAGCUCAUGGGCAACGCGAACACGGGCAGGGGCAACAUGGCCGAGCUGGCGCGGGCCUACAGAGACUUCGGCAACGAGGGACAAGUGGCACAAGCACAAGUGGCGCAA